This is a messenger RNA of Vicia faba (fava bean), 2892 nucleotides long. Lineage: Eukaryota; Viridiplantae; Streptophyta; Magnoliopsida; Fabales; Fabaceae. The record is from the annotation of a GenBank genome assembly.
AUGCCUGUUUCUGAUUCUCCUCCCGUACCAGAUGAUCAUUCUCGUUAUGAUGAAGGCCCAGAGGAGGAGGAAGUAGAAGAGGUUGAGGAAGUAGAAGAGGAAGAAGAUCAAGAUCAGGAAGAGGAAGAAGAAGAGGAAGAAGUUGAAGAAGAAGUUGAAGAGGAGGUGGAAGAAGUUGAAGAAGAGGAGGAGGAGGAGGAAGAGGUUGAAGAAGUUGAAGAAGUUGAGGAGGAAGAGGAAACAGUAGAGGUGGAAGAGGAGGAAGAAGAGGAAGAAGAGAUGGAAGAAGUUGAAGUUGAAGAGGAGGAGGAAGAGGAAGAACAUGAAACAGUAGUGGAGGAGAAAAAGGAAGACAAAGAUGAGAUUCCAGUUUCUCUGCCCAAUGCGAAUGAGCUUAGCAAAGAAACUGUAGAGGUGGUGGUGGUGGAGGAGGAGGAGGAGGAGGCAGAGGAGGAGGAGGAGGAAGAGGAAGAGGAGGAGGAGGAGGAGGAGGAGGAGGAGGAAGAAGAGGAAGAGGAAGAGGAAGAGGAAGAGGAAGAGGAAGAGGAAGAGGAGGAGGAGGAGGAGGAAGAAGAAAAAGAAGAAGCAAUAGAGAUAGAAGAUGAGAAAGAACAAGAAACAGUCAUAGAGGAGAGAGAUAAAGACAAAAGUGGGGUUCCAGAUUCUCUUCCCGAUGCGGAUAAACAUACAAAAGAUUCAAGCCGACAUAUGGAGCUUGAUGUGAAAGAGGAGAAUUUGGGGCCAGUUUCUUCUGUACCAGAGAAUCCUGAAGUAAUACGGUCAUCACAUGAUAUGGAACUUGAUGUGAAAGAGGAGAAUUUGGGGCCAGUUUCUUCUGUGCCAGAGAAUCCUGAAGUAAUACGGUCAUCACAUGAUAUGGAACUUGAUGUGAAAGAGGAGAAUUUGGGGCCAGUUUCUUCUGUGCCAGAGAAUCCUGAAGUAAUACAGUCAUCACAUGAUAUGGAACUUGAUGUGAAAGAGGAGAAUUUGCGGUCAGUUUCUUCUGUGCCCGAGAAUCCUGAAGUAAUACGGUCAUCACAUGGUGUGGAAGAGAACAAUACCAUGCUUUUAGCACCGACUCCGCUGCAUGAGGAAUUGACAUUGAAACAAGAAGCUUCUAGUCCUCCAAAACCAAGUGAAAACUUAAUUCCUGCUGAAGAUGAGAAAAAUCAAGGCUUAAAUGUUGAUGUUGAAAAUUCUGGAUAUCUUCUUCAGAAGAAAACCUUUGAAGGAUGCAGUGAACCAGAUUGCAAUAGCAAAGCUUCUUUGUCUGAUGUUAAGGACAAUGAUUCUAUGGCCGCCAAGUUAUCUAGUAAUACGGUAAAAGACUUGGUUACUGGAAUCAUACCGAGAAAUGAUUUUGUUGAGGAUGCUGAUGGUGGUCAGAACUCUAAGGAGAAAAUUUUGCAGUCAGAGACAGAGUCAAGGGUUGAUGCGAAACAAAAGCCAUCAAGUAGGGCUAGAAGUCCAUCUCCCAGUGCUAAGAUUACAGAUGGAAACAAAAGACGAGCAGUUGCAUGCGCUUUUUUUGCUAAAGGUUGGUGCAUUAGAGGUAGUUCUUGUAGCUUUCUUCAUAUAAAAGAUAGUGCGGAAAAUCCUGACCAGGGAGCUGAAGGAAACCGAGUUAACACACAUCAGAAGAGAGAAUUGAAAUCGGAAAAAGUUGUUAAGGAAAAAGUUGACGGGUCGAGAACGAAUGAGAGAGAAGCAAGUCCAAGUUGGCAUCCAUCUCAUGAAAAAGAGAAGUUUCCGAUGAGGGACAACUUGUUUCCAGAGAAUAGAUCUGCAGUUAACACAUCAAACAAUUAUUUCAGCUCAAAUCUUUCCUCGUAUUCAUCCCAUGCAGAGGGAAUGACUGCUAUUCGAAAUCAACACGUCUACAGAGGUUAUACACCCAACAAAGAUUUUAGUUCGUCUUUAGGUGCAAGUGCUUUGGACUCUAAAAAGCUUUUGAAUAGUGAGAAAGAAUAUCACGCCUAUAAGUCUACUUUCUCUUCAGACCGGGAAGAUUUGUAUCUAGGUGGUUCAUCUAGGGUUUCACCACAUGCUAAUGGAUAUAAGCUAAAAACUCGUUCUUAUGAUUGGGAACCUUCUGUUCCAUUUCGACCAUCCUUUUUUAUCACUUCUAUGAAUGUAUCAUCCCCUGGAGAUCUUUAUGACCCUCUUCGCGAUAGCAUUGAAAUACCUAAUAUUGGAGAUGGGUCUUUGAAAGCUUCCCUUCUAAUUCGAGGGUCAUCUAUCCAGGCUUCAUCACAGGCGCGGACACACGAUGGUUCUGCUGCAGUUGGGAAACACAUGUCUGAUCUUAACGAUGACAAAAGUUCUGUAUCUUCUCAUAAUAAAUUUUAUGAAAAUGAGCCAAACAGAAGUGCUGUUCCUCGUGGAAAAGAUUCUCUUGCAACCAAAACAGAAAUAACAUCAGGAACUUGUGGAAACUACCAAAAUGGUAGCAUAGAUGUGGGACAAAAUGCCUUUGGUGUUGAAGAUAGAAUUGAAACAACGAAAAAACGAACCAAGCAUGAUGCUAGGCAUCACGGUGAUGGAUCACAGCACAAAAAUAAAAGAGUAGCAAGGGAUGAUAAAAUUCAUGAAAUGGAGGUUGACUUUCAGACGGAGGGUAGUAAUCACAAAGAAACAAAGGCGCUGAAAAUUUUUCGUGCAUCCCUUGUUGAUCUAGUGAAAGAGUUGCUAAAACCAUUUUGGCAUGAGGGUCGUCUCAGCAAGGAAGCACAUAUAACAAUAGUUAAAAAAUCAGUAGACAAGGUUGUUAGCACUUUAGAGCCACACCAAAUUCCAACAAAUGAAGAUUCUGCUAAGCUAUAUAUUUCUUCAUGUCGGCUGAAAAUUACAAAGUUAGUCCAUGGAUAUGUCAAUAAACAUGGAAAAUCUUGA